AAAGAAGUUAGCAAAAAGCGUACACCACAAAUUUUGGCUAACACUUCUUGGUUUGUGUAGGUCUGCGAACUCAUGAAAAAGUAUGCUAAAAAAGACUGAAGUGGGGAGGGAGAGAGAGCAGAUCCCUCUCACUCCAUGUCUGUCUCAGCAGCUUCACCCCUCCUCUCUCGGCACACAUCUGCUGCUGUGAAGAUGGGAUACUGAUCCAGAAGGGAAAAUUUUAUGUCUGGAGUCCUGCCUUAAAGGCAUGGCUGGCUGCAUUGAAGUGCCGUGAGAUAGAGUAGCUCAAAGACAGUAUUUUGAAUUUUUUACUUCCCUUUGGUUUGAGUUUGUGUUUUCUAUUAAAGUUGGGGUAAUGUCCCAGUGCUGGGGCAGGAAGACACUGCUUGGUGUGGAACUGGGCAUACUGGUCUUUCUUUUGGUGGCAGGUAAUGCAGUACAGAGCCAUGACAGGAGGGAGGCAGGGUCUUCCUGCUAUGGAGGAUUUGACCUCUACUUUGUUUUGGACAAGUCUGGCAGCGUGCAGCAUCACUGGAAUGAGAUUUAUUACUUUGUCGACCAUUUGGCUCACAAGUUCAUCAGUCCUCAACUGCGGAUGUCCUUUAUUGUGUUUUCAAGAGAAGGAUGGAUUCUGAUGAAACUAACUGAAGACAGAGAGCUGAUCCGGGCCGGUCUUGAGGAGCUACGCAUGGUGCAACCAGGAGGAGACACCUUCAUGCACAAAGGUUUCCAACGAGCCAGUGAGCAAAUUUACUACGGAACUGGAUAUGGUUACAGAACAGCCAGUGUUAUUAUUGCACUGACAGAUGGUGAACUGAGGGAGAAUGAGUUUGACCUGGCAGAGAGAGAGGCUAGCAGAGCACGUCAGUUGGGUGCCUCAGUGUACUGUGUGGGUGUUAAAGAUUUUAAUGAAACCCAGCUUUGGAAAAUAGCUGACAGCAAAGACCACGUUUUCCCUGUGAAUGAUGGCUUCCAGGCACUACAAGGGAUAAUUGACUCGAUUCUGAAGAGAUCAUGCAUUGAGAUCCUUGCUGUGGAGCCCUCAAGCAUCUGUGAAGGAGAGUCCUUCCAGGUAGUAGUCAAAGGGAACGGCUUCUCACAUGCCCGGGAUGUACAAAAAGUCCUCUGCAGCUUCCGCAUCAAUGACACAGUAACUCUGAUGAAAAGACCGCUGGUGGUGAAAGACACCUACCUUUUAUGUCCAGCUCCGGUCCUGGAGAAGGAAGGAACGUCUGCCACGCUUCACGUCAGCAUGAAUAACGGCCUGAGCUUCAUCUCCAGCUCGGUCACCAUCACUGCGGUCGGUUGUUCUGAUGGCACCUUUGUGGCCAUAGCUUUGCUUAUCCUUCUGCUCCUACUGCUGAUGGCUCUGCUAUGGUGGUUCUGGCCUCUCUGCUGCACUGUGGUUAUUCAUGAACCCCCAACCCCUGUGAUCGAGGACAGCUCUGAUGAAGAUGAGGAUGGAUAUCCUAAAAAAAGGUGGCCCACAGUGGAUGCCUCAUACUACGGAGGCCGUGGAGUAGGGGGCAUUAAGAGAAUGGAGGUCCGCUGGGGAGAUAAAGGCUCUACUGAGGAGGGAGCCAAACUUGAGAAGGCUAAAAACGCUCGCGUUGUUAUGCCUGAACAGGAGUUUGAGCUGUAUCCCCAACGAACCCUUAACAACGGCAUGCACAAAACCCUUCGUCCUCAAAAGUGGUACUCCCCCAUCAAGGGCAAGCUAGAUGCUCUCUGUGUGUUCCUGAGGAAAGGCUAUGACAGAGUGUCCGUGAUGCGACCUCUUCCUGGAGACAAGGGCAAGUGUAUCAACUUCACUCGUGGAAAAUCCCACUCUUACCCUCGCUACCCUAUCUACAACCAUCCAUCCACACCUAUCUACACUCUGCCUCACAGUUAUCAUCGUCCUGCCUCACAGGACCUCUCCCAAUUGCCUCCAUCGCCAACUUCAACACUACCUCCACUGCCAUCCACUCCCCCACCAUCUUCCAUAACACCUCCCCCAUAUACCCCACCCCCUAUCAGAGCCCUACCACAAACCAACCUGAGCCCUGUUUCUGCUCCACCAACCCCUCCACCCCUCUGCUCCUCCACACCCCCAUCGCCAGCUGGCUUUCUACCUCCUCCACCUCAAGGUCCAGCCCCGUGUAGAGCUCCCCCUCCUUCUCGCCCUCCCCCCCGACCCUCUCAUUAGCAUCUCACAGAUGAUAUGAAUGGAAUUGUUAAGUCAGAGGACUCAACCA
Molecule: messenger RNA, 2237 nt
Organism: Lampris incognitus (smalleye Pacific opah)
Lineage: Eukaryota; Metazoa; Chordata; Actinopteri; Lampriformes; Lampridae
Gene: antxr1b
Product: ANTXR cell adhesion molecule 1b
Exons: 18
Coding region: 356-2188 (610 amino acids)
Cellular component (GO): membrane
Molecular function (GO): signaling receptor activity
Source: RefSeq, a predicted model, not a curated record